Messenger RNA from Elephantulus edwardii (Cape elephant shrew), 906 nucleotides. Its product is annotated as E3 ubiquitin-protein ligase RBBP6-like. The record is from RefSeq and is a predicted model, not a curated record. Gene Ontology annotation, biological process: ubiquitin-dependent protein catabolic process; protein ubiquitination; mRNA processing. Lineage: Eukaryota; Metazoa; Chordata; Mammalia; Macroscelidea; Macroscelididae. Gene Ontology annotation, molecular function: ubiquitin protein ligase activity; zinc ion binding. Bases 183 to 539 code for a protein of 118 amino acids. The transcript has 3 exons. Gene Ontology annotation, cellular component: nucleus.
GAACCCCUGCUUUUGGUGGGGGGUUAUUUAAGGCCGCAGGGUCCUUCGGUGUCUUUUGAGUGUCUUGUGUGUAUACAUAUAUUUUUUUUCGCUUUUUUUUUUCUGCUCUUAACGUUUAUAAAUAUACAUUUAUUGAGCGUGUCCACGUCUCCUCGCUGAACCUUAGGCAUCCCUUUGGCACCAUGUCCUGUGUGCAUUAUAAAUUUUCCUCUAAACUCAACUAUGACACGGUCACCUUUGAUGGGCUCCACAUCUCCCUCUGCGACUUAAAGAAGCAGAUUAUGGGGAGAGAGAAGCUGAAGGCUGCCGACUGCGACCUGCAGAUCACCAACGCACAGACGAAGGAAGAAUAUACUGAUGAUAAUGCUCUAAUUCCCAAGAAUUCAUCUGUGAUUGUGAGAAGAAUUCCUAUCGGUGGUGUUAAAUCUACAAGCAAGACAUAUGUUAUAAGUCGAACUGAACCAGUGAUGGGAACGUCAAAAUCAGUAUGUAAAAACACAAUCUCACACUUUUUCUACACAUUACUUUUACCUUUAUAAUGUAGCAGUGAAGUAAAUAUUUUUAGAACUAAAUAUCCAUCCAGUCAUAAUACAUGUUGUCAAGAAAGUGUAUUUUGAUAACAGCUCAGUUGAAAAUGGAUAUAUGUGGCAUAAUUUGCACAUCUAUUUUGUAGAGAUGGGUAAUUUGUGCCCCCCCAACAAUGUUUCAUACGAAUAUGGGAGCAUUCCCCAGUAUGACACUGUGUUGUACAGUUACUGUAUAAUCCUCUAUAGAUCAUGUAGGUUUGACACUGAUGAACAUGAUAACAUGUUCUACAUCUGUCUGUCUAUAGUUAGUAUUUUGUAUGUAUGUACAGGCUGUUGUGUGCUUUUUGUUUCUUGCAAUAAAAAAAAUGUUUGGAGUGUA